AUGACGCUGGGAUUUUGGGUGAUUCUGGGGGCCAUCAGUGUGUCAGUCCGACCAAUAUUCGCACAGAACUACCCCCUCGUCACAGACUCCAGAUGUAAUUGCUACCGAACAAACACAUCGACGUCGCACUACUUCCGAAACCACAAGUUCUUCGAUUUCCGGUCUCUAUCGCAGUAUGCCCGCGUACCAGCCCCGAUAGACACAGCCCAAGGAAACGCAGACGCGCCCCCGUCAAGCCUGUACUUCCAAUCGCCAGAAUGGACGAACACAUGGGCGAUCCAGAACUGGAACAACAGCGCAAUGAUGGGCGGCGACUCGGACGUCACGGGAAGCGACGCAACGGUGCUCAUGGUGAACUCGCCGAAUAACAUCUACAUCCAGCACAACGACGACCAGAAGGCAGGUUCGAACACCUAUCUCGUGAUGCGCACCAUGCGCCACGGAAACUUCCAGUCUGCGGCCGAGAUCGAGUCCGGGUCUUACAAUUACCAGUACCUGUCCAUCCGCAUGCUGGCUCGGACGAGGGGGGCCAAGGGCGCGGUCACGGCCAUGUUCACGUUCCGCAACAACGACACGCUGGCGAAGGUUCAGGAGUCGGAUCUCGAGAUACGCACCGACGACCCCGUGCAGUACAUCCAGUACACGAACCAGCCGAGCUGGAACGCGGACGGCAACAUCCCCCAGGCGACGCGCAACGUCAGCUUACCGUCCAAGAAGGGCUGGAGUGACUGGCAGUAUCAUCGGAUGGACUGGACCCCGGGAUCAACAAGCUGGCUCGUGGACGGCAAGCUCGUGUCGACGAUCCAGUUCCAAGCGCCGAAAGACCCCAGCCAGGUCAUCUUCAACACGUGGAGCGACGGGGGCACCUGGAGCGGGAACAUGACGGUGAACACGACGGCGGAGAUGCAGAUCCAAUGGAUCGAGAUCGUCUACAACACCACCACCACCGGCACCGGCACCGUCCCGCCCGGUCCGUUCCCUCCUGGGUGGCCGACGCCCCAGAACUGCGCCAACAUCUGCUCCAUCGACCAGACCUGGAAGACCGGGACGCCCGUAUUGGUGCAGAGUCCAGGCGGUGGUAGCAGCGGUGGCAGUGGCGGCAGUGGCGGUAGUGGCGGUACCGGAACCUGUUCGACGGCGAAAUACGGACAAUGCGCAGGGAAGAACUGGAGUGGAUGCGGCCGCUGUGCCUCCGGCUCGACGUGCAAGUUUCAGAACGAUUACUAUUCGCAGUGCUUGUAGGCACUCCAAACCCCAAAAAAAAAAAAAAGAAAAGAAUCCGACUGUCAUUAUGGCUAUUUCGGCGCUGUUGUUUUAGCAAGGAAGCGAGUUACUUGGAAAGCCUACGGUAUCCCUGUAGGGCAUUUAUCAUAUUGACAUCUCUAUGAAUCGUCACACCUCUCCUUGUCUCAUCCUCUAUCUUCACCCCCGCUCCCCCCCCUCCUUUCCCAGUAUAAAGUCGUGAUUUCAUCUCGGUAAAUGAUCGAUCAUAACGAAAACAGGAGUCCAACAACCCAAAAAAUGCAGAGAAGAAUAUUAAUGCUUCAUGUAAAUCGUGAUCCAAAAACAAAUCCAAUCAAUUCCAGAAUUCCCCGCUCCUCCAAAAUCGUCGUUAUAGUUAGUACUGAUAUAACCCAAAUGAAGGGAUCUCAUAAACGCCAGGUCCAAGCAUCCUUUCCUAUAUAUCGCACAUAUUUCUUGAUUUAUAUCCAAAAUUGAUGUUAUUUGUUGGUAAAUCUUGUUGAAAGGUUUUU
Molecule: messenger RNA, 1754 nt
Organism: Xylaria bambusicola
Lineage: Eukaryota; Fungi; Ascomycota; Sordariomycetes; Xylariales; Xylariaceae
Product: concanavalin A-like lectin/glucanase
Exons: 3
Coding region: 1-1242 (413 amino acids)
Biological process (GO): carbohydrate metabolic process
Cellular component (GO): extracellular region
Molecular function (GO): cellulose binding; hydrolase activity, hydrolyzing O-glycosyl compounds
Source: RefSeq, a predicted model, not a curated record